AUGUCAACCUACCAACCCUUCUUUACACCUUCAUGUAGUCAUCCUUCACCUCCUCCGGCAUCAAAAGAAGAUGUUAACCCUCUUCAUCGGACGUGCGAUACAUCAGGUCACCUGAAUCUGCCACCUAUUCACCAAUUCGAACCUAAUUUUGACUCUCAACGCAAAUCUGACUAUGCACCCCGACACCACUACGACUACCAACACCAUAACCAUCCACGACCUCACUGCCCUCCCGAAGCCGAGCUUGGAUGGCGGACACUCGAAGUAUCUUCCUCACCUACUUAUCAUUAUGCCAAUCAUAGACAAUUCUCGUCUCCUGAGUUCCCCUCAUUAGCCUCAUUUCCCUUCGAAUACCCUCAAUCACAUUUUGUGCCUCUGCCUUCCGUGACCUCCCCGGUACCUUUGGAGGCGAAUCGAUCCAAUUCCGAAGCUACCUUCAACGAGAUUCCGAGCUCCUCCCUUGAGCUUGGUCACCUGUCUCUGAGGUCAAGUGCUAGAAAUGAAGCUUGGACCAUGCCUCCGUUAACCUUAGGUCCUAAUGACGAUGGCGAAUGGCAAUUCACGUCACUGCGAAAUCAACACAGUCCGCCGUACGAUCGAUCAGAUGAUCAACAAAAACCCCUUUUGCCGUUACCUUCAACUUCCACUAGUCAUUAUGCAAGUAUAAAUCCUCCUUGUUCGGGGAACCGACUUUCUCAGCAAGAAACUGAACAGGACAGGUAUGCUACGUUUUGUGAAUCCUUUCCUUCGCAGCCUCAGCGAACAUCCACUUUUCCGGUUACACAUAGUACCUUACCGUUCAUCGUCAACACAACUUGGCAAAAUCAUUCUUGUCCAGAUGAUAUGGCACCACCAGCGGCAGCAACGGAUCAUGAUCUCCGACCAAGCUUAUUCUCUCGUCAUCACAUUGGUCACUCAUUGAUUUCGCCACCUAGACUAAGAACUAUUCCACCACCUAGGUUCAACCAUUCCCUGUAUCCUCCUCUCACUCCUACUUUCGUUGUCAGACCUUCGCUGGAUCUACUGACGUCAAGAAUGGUGAAACCUAAAAGAAAACUUCCUACUCCACCUCGAAUAUCGGGGUGGAUACCCCCUGAUCAGCGACCGAUUCCUUCUUUUUCCCCAAGUCAUGAGCUCAUACCAAGAGUAAGUCCUGAUUCGAUACAAGCAAGAUUUUCAGACAAACCCUGCUCAAGUACUCUCGAGUAUUCGAUCGGCGACAACAUGCCAACGGAAGAUGUCACCACAUGGUUGCCUCUUCAUGAGGUGCGGAACUCCGAUGUUGGCGAAAUCGAUACUCUACUGCCUCAAGUCCAAGCCCAGAAUACAUUUGCAUUUGGUCUUCAGAAUACCUCCCAGCCACCAACAGCUCUCAACCCGUCCUCCUCCCACCCUCCAUCACGCGCCUCUGGAAGGCCUAAUCAAUCAUUUCAAUAUCUCCCUCUACAAUCCAGAACUACUGAACCUCCGACCUCAUCCAACACCUCGUUCCUCAGCCUAUGUUCGAGAAAUUCGGGAACAUCGAGGAGUCGCGGUCUUCCACGACCAUUCUCUUCUUUGGCCUCCUUACCUUUUACAAGGCCUGAUUCUGAGCCAAAUCCCGCAAGGGGAAAAGCCAAGGUCGGAAGUCGACCAUACACCAUCGGUAUGGGUUCGGCAAGAAGGACGAGGAUCGAGCACAACCUCGCGAACAGUGUCGGGAGGAAGUUCAUCUGCCCAGAGUGCGAUGAACCCUUCACGAGGAGAAACGAUCUUGAACGGCAUACAAGAUCGAAACACACCGGAGAGACGCCCUUCCACUGUCCCGGAUGUGGAAAAGGAUUCAGCCGGAAGGAUAAGCUGGAUCAGCACAUCGAGAAGGUUCCGGUGUGUAAAGCUAUUGCUCCUCCACGAGAGGAGAGGGUCAGACGUAGAGUACCAAAGGUUGAACCUGCGAUAUUCCGAUAUGAGUGA
This is a messenger RNA of Kwoniella shivajii, 1953 nucleotides long. RefSeq lists its product as uncharacterized. The transcript is spliced from 6 exons. Gene Ontology annotation, cellular component: nucleus. Bases 1 to 1953 code for a protein of 650 amino acids. Gene Ontology annotation, biological process: embryo development; urogenital system development; regulation of transcription by RNA polymerase II. Gene Ontology annotation, molecular function: RNA polymerase II transcription regulatory region sequence-specific DNA binding; DNA-binding transcription factor activity, RNA polymerase II-specific. Lineage: Eukaryota; Fungi; Basidiomycota; Tremellomycetes; Tremellales; Cryptococcaceae. The record is from RefSeq and is a predicted model, not a curated record.